CAUACGGAACAAAGAGUUUUCCAAUGAUUGUAGCGUUUUAACCAGCGUUUUUUAAAAUUCCUGUGUGUAAAAACCACAAGUGCAAAAAUUCACCGAUUGUGUUAUUGUUACUACAAAGACUGUGUCUAUGUGCCUAAACUGUGCCAUCAAGUUUUUACAUUGAAACGUUUCGUCUUGUGAUUUAGUGUUUUCAAACAGUGUAAUUAGAAUUCGCCGCUUAAAAUUUAAAUUUGGUGGUUAACAACGUCAAUCCGCUUUUGUCGCGCCACCUCGCGGUGCCUUUGUGUGUUUCAGGGGUUUACUCUAGGGGUAAAGUGGGAAUUUGUUGUGAUAGUGCAGUGACGUCUGAAGGUGUUUUUUUGGACGAUCGUGCGAAGUGUUUUUAAGAAAAACAAGAACGAGUCGUGACGGGGUAUUUUUUCUGUGGGGCGUGCAGGAGCGGAUCAAGAUUUGGAGGUUCGGGGUCGGUACGCCACUGGUUCUGGCAAUGUCGUUUUAGAGGGGUAUCCAAUAUACUGAAAUAAGUGGCUCUCUGCUAGCUACCAAUCUAGUCUACCGUGGCGGGAUGGAAGUUCCUUCCAUCUUGGUUCUGACUCCUUGCUAAGAAGCCGGGUAGUGUUGAGGAAAAAAUACACAUAAAAUAUUUUAGAUAAAUUGUAAAGGGUUAUCGGAGUUGCUAUGUGUCGUUUUAUUGGAUAUUUCUGUAUAUAAGUUGUCUACGGAAUGAACUAGGGGAAUGGCGUGUGCCUACCUAUACAAGGCUAUUGACUACUUGACUUACAAAAUUUGGAGAUUCUGAUAUGUAGUUAUGCUGAUUAAAUGUUCUAGAUUAGCAAAACUGUGCUUUAAACAAGUAACCGUUCAAGGAACUCGAGCUUAUGUUCGUUAUUUUGUGAGCAGCCUUGUGCAUAAUAAAAUAAUGGCAUUACCUAGUCGUGCCCGAGUUUAUGCUGAAGUUAAUUCGCACAAACCACGUGAAUACUGGGAUUAUGAAAGCUACGUUGUUGACUGGGGUCAGCAGGAUGAUUACCAGUUGGUCAGAAAAUUAGGAAGAGGAAAAUAUAGUGAAGUUUUUGAAGCCGUCAAUGUAACAAACAAUGAAAAAUGUGUAGUCAAAAUAUUAAAGCCAGUGAAAAAGAAGAAAAUAAAACGAGAAAUAAAGAUAUUAGAAAAUUUACGUGGAGGUACAAAUAUAAUAACUCUCGAGGCUGUUGUUAAAGAUCCAGUAUCAAGAACACCAGCACUUAUUUUUGAACACGUCAAUAAUACGGAUUUCAAGCAGCUUUACCAAACGCUUACAGAUUUCGAUAUUCGUUACUAUUUAUAUGAGUUGCUCAAAGCUUUGGAUUAUUGUCACAGCAUGGGUAUUAUGCAUAGGGAUGUAAAGCCACAUAACGUCAUGAUUGAUCAUGAAAAUCGAAAGUUAAGGCUAAUUGAUUGGGGUUUAGCAGAAUUUUAUCAUCCAGGACAAGAAUACAAUGUAAGGGUCGCUUCUAGGUACUUUAAAGGACCUGAACUCCUUGUAGACUAUCAGAUGUAUGAUUAUUCAUUAGAUAUGUGGUCAUUGGGAUGUAUGUUAGCUUCAAUGAUAUUUAGAAAAGAGCCUUUCUUUCAUGGCCAUGAUAAUUACGACCAAUUAGUCCGUAUUGCCAAAGUCUUAGGAACUGAAGAGCUUUUCGAAUACCUUGAUAAAUACCAUAUAGAAUUAGAUCCACGAUUUAACGACAUUUUAGGAAGACAUUCCCGUAAGAGGUGGGAGCGAUUUGUGCAUAACGAAAAUCAACAUUUAGUAUCGGCAGAAGCGUUAGAUUUUUUGGAUAAACUGUUGCGUUAUGAUCAUCUAGAGCGUCUCACCGCACGUGAUGCCAUGGAUCACUCCUAUUUCUAUCCUGUUGUUAAGGAGCAGUGCCGCAUGAUGUCGACGGUAUCUUCAUCCCCUACUCCACUUACAGGCAAUCUGUCUGUUGUAGGAGUAGAUGAACCGGCAUCACCAGUUGGAUCACCGUCGGGUAUUCCUGGUUCCCCUAAGCUCAUUUCAAUGCGUUCAUCUGCUUUCUUUACUAAUCUUGAUUCUUCUACAACUCCUACACCUACAUGAACUCACCCCCACUUGAGCCCAAGAACAUUAUUAAUUUAGUUGAUGAUGUAGAAAAGGUAAUUUUGUUUUUAUUUUUGAGGUUUGAGGCAGAGUGCGGUGAUCAAUAGAAAAACGAGUUCUAUUUUGAGUUAAUACGUUAAUUCUAAAUCAUUUUCACUACACUCCUUUUCAAACGACUUAUAAUUAAUUACUAUAAUUUAAAACAUCCAAAUGUGCAUAUUGUAAAUUUUAUAGUAUGUUACUGAUUAAUCUGUGAUUAUAAUAGAAAAUUUGUUCUAUUGUGUAUAAUAGCAUACUUAUCAAGUAAUUAUAAUUUAAGAAAACUAUUAUUUGCAUAAUUGUUAAUUAUCGGUUUUAUUGACUAGUAACUCCAAUUACGUGAAAGUGAUCAUAUAGUCAUAUCAGCGAAUGUGACUUUCGGAUUUCUAAAAAAUUGUCUUAAAAUUGUUACUGUUUGCUGUUACGAGAGAUACUUUUUGAGAAACCAGUAUUGGGAGCUUCAUUUAUUACAUAUAAGUUAGGUACAGUUUGCACAAGAAAUCACUUGAGUUGUUCAUCUAUCCAUUUAUUGAGUAAAAAGAAAAAUUCUAAAUGUAUCUGUUUUAUAGAACGCUUGUCUAAAUAUAAGAGUUACUCAACUAGUUUAAGAAGAUGUUCUUUUUAUUUUUUGGGACUUGAACAUUUUGCUUAUAUUUUCACCGUCGUCUUUAUUAAAUGCGUUCCUAUUCACACACGUGAAACCGAACUGCGUUCGUUUAGUUGAAACCACCGUACAGAACACUAUGUUCGAUUUAACAACUUUUGUAUUGUUGAUAGAAGUUGCAUAUUGAUAGAACUACAAAAUUGAACUACUAUUACAAAUGUGUAUAUUGUAAAGUUUUAUAACAUAUGUUACUGAUUAAUCUGUGAUUAUAGUAGCAAUUUAAAUUAUUUAUACUUUUUUUUUUACAUUUGAUGUGGGUUUUUGUUUAGUAAUUCAUGAUUCCUAAUAUAUAGCAUCGUAAGCGUUCCCAGUCAAAGAUCUGAAACAGAAAAUUGAGUAAAUUAAUUACAUUCACUGUAUGCAGCAUUCCAGACGCAGACUUUACUGUGCUAUAAAUUAGGCAGCUAGUUACUAAGUCUCAUUUCCUCAACAGUUCGAUAUUUCUGUUUGUAAAUAUUUUGUAAUGUAUUAUAAUAGUGGAUUACAUACGUGUACAUUGAA
Zophobas morio is the source of this 3302-nucleotide messenger RNA. It is a transcript of the gene CkIIalpha, whose product is annotated as casein kinase IIalpha. The record is from RefSeq and is a predicted model, not a curated record. Lineage: Eukaryota; Metazoa; Arthropoda; Insecta; Coleoptera; Tenebrionidae. Gene Ontology annotation, molecular function: ATP binding; protein serine/threonine kinase activity. The transcript has 9 exons. Gene Ontology annotation, cellular component: protein kinase CK2 complex; nucleus; cytosol. Gene Ontology annotation, biological process: regulation of cell cycle; peptidyl-serine phosphorylation; peptidyl-threonine phosphorylation. The coding region runs from base 809 to 2098 and encodes 429 amino acids.